AGCAGUGGAUAAACUCAGAGAAGGAAGAAGAAGACGAAGGCUAAGAACUGGAGGCAUUCCUUCACUGAGUUUGAGCUUCAUCUUCUCUUCGUAAUUUGUGUCAAUGGCGGCUUUGGCUCUCUCUAAUUACACUCUCUUCUCUCCUCGCGCUUCUACUUCCUCCAGAGCCAUAGAAUCCACGUCCCUUGUUACACCGUCUCUUUGUUUUCUUCAUAAUCCUCGCCAUCGCUCUCGUCUUUCUUACCCAUUAUUAAGUUUCUCUCCAGCCUCCCAUUCUUUUCCGGUUAGACGUUCAUUCUUACCGUGUUUUUCUGCUCAAGAUUCUGUUCCCAAUAAGGUAAAUACAGAAGAGGAUGAUGGAAAAUAUGAGAAUAAGGCAGGAGAUGAGCUUCAUGGAUUGAGUUUACAGGCCCUCAUCAACGUAUACCGUGAAGCGUUUCUUGAUGGAAAUCAAAAGACUAUUUCUAAAGUUGAAGCGAAACUAAAAAAUUUCGAAAGGGAGAAGGACGGGUUAUUUCAGAAAGUGUCGGAUACGUCGGCCGAGAUAACAUCUGGAAAAGAGAACUAUAUACGUUUACAAGCUGAUUUUGAUAAUUUUAGGAAAAGAUCAGAAAAAGAAAAACUUACCGUGAAGAACAAUGCCCAAAAAGAGGUUAUUGAGAGUCUAUUACCAAUGAUCGACAGUUUUGAGAAAGCCAGACAACAAAUUGUUCCUCAAACUGACAAGGAGAAGAAAAUUGAUGUAAGCUACCAGGGUAUAUACAAACAAUUUGUGGAGGUGUUGAGGAGCUGGCGCAUCUCUGCUGUUGCCGCUGUAGGAAGGCCAUUUGAUCCCUCAUUACAUGAAGCUGUAGCUCGAGAGGAGUCGCAGGAGAUCAAGGAAGGGAUCAUCAUUCAAGAAUUACGACGCGGGUUUCUUCUCGGAGAACGUCUUCUAAGACCAGCAAGAGUAAAAGUAUCAAAAGGUCCAGGUAAGAAGAAUUCCCCCACAACCAACUCUGAGAAACCGACCGAUCAACCUGCAACUGCUACUGCUAGAGUAGACGAACACUAAUUAUGCAACGCCGUUUUUCAGGUUGAUAUAAAAGCAUUGGAUUUGUUGUCGUAAUGCAAGCACCAUGUUGUAAAUGUAUCUCCUAAAACUUCCCAUUUCAACUAGGCUUUUGAUUCAUACCAUUUUAUGGAGGGCAUUGGAAGAACUCACUCUCCAUUUCACUUCUGUUUUAUACACGUGAUAAAGGGCACAAUUGGGUUAAAGAUUUCAUUUAUGCAAGCUUUUUGAGAUGGCCAAAUA
Cucurbita maxima (winter squash) is the source of this 1294-nucleotide messenger RNA. Its product is annotated as protein GrpE. The record is from RefSeq and is a predicted model, not a curated record. NCBI's taxonomy places the organism in Eukaryota, Viridiplantae, Streptophyta, Magnoliopsida, Cucurbitales, Cucurbitaceae. Gene Ontology annotation, biological process: protein folding. Gene Ontology annotation, molecular function: protein homodimerization activity; adenyl-nucleotide exchange factor activity; protein-folding chaperone binding. The transcript is spliced from 4 exons. The coding region runs from base 104 to 1054 and encodes 316 amino acids. Gene Ontology annotation, cellular component: chloroplast.